Molecule: messenger RNA, 1376 nt
Organism: Lathyrus oleraceus (garden pea)
Lineage: Eukaryota; Viridiplantae; Streptophyta; Magnoliopsida; Fabales; Fabaceae
Product: protein LEAD-SENSITIVE 1
Exons: 2
Coding region: 332-1075 (247 amino acids)
Source: RefSeq, a predicted model, not a curated record
UUUGUCAACAUCCAUCAACUCUAUACGUUUAUCUGCUAAAGAUCCACUACUUUUUGGUACAAAAAUAUGAUGAUUCUAUUGUUGAGCCUUAUGGAAAAUACAUUGCCCCUUAACCUUCUAUGUUGUUAAUAUCAGCAACUGCUAUUUGAUGCACCUUGAAAAGCCAAAGGCUAUUAAUAAAUGCAUCAACUUUGCUCAUAAAUGGAAUAUCGGUUGCCUAAAAUAAAUACUCUAGUGAAAGGUCUAGAGACAGAAAUUGUACUCGUGUUCGAGUUAUUUAAUCUCUUCACCCCUUUCACUCUUAACCUUGGCAAAGCAUACACGCAUUAAAAUGGGAGUUUUUUCCAAUAAGAUUGAUAGGAUACAAUUGAAACCCGGAGAUCAUAUCUACUCUUGGAGGAAGGCUUACCUCUUUGCACAUCAUGGAAUAUAUGUUAAUGAGCGAACCGUAGUCCACUUCACAACUGAAGGAAGACAACAACAAACUGGAAUACUGACUUCUUUCAACCGUCUCUUUACUAGUUCAGCUCCUUCUUUUGAUACCAACAACAUUCCAUGCUCUAUAUGCAGUGAUUGUGGCGAAACAAGGAUUAAUGGUGUCAUCUUAUCCUGCUUAGAUUGCUUUCUUUCUGGAGGUGAACUAUAUCGCUUUCUGUAUGGUGUCAAUAUACCACAUUUUCUAGCCCAAGCUCGAGGAGGUACAUGCACCCUUGCUUCUUCUGAUCCAGCAGAAGAAGUCAUCCACCGAGCUAUUAUUCUUCUUGAAAGUGGAUUUGGUGACUACCAUGUCUCCAAGAAUAACUGUGAAGAUUUUGCAAUUUAUUGCAAAACGGGCCUCCGAGUAACCAGAAAUAUUAGUGUAGGCGGCGGAAGUGGACAAGCCGCAUCUUACUUGGCUGCAGCCAAGUCUGCGGCUUUUGCAUCAGUUCGUUUGGCUGCCCGUUAUUGUAGCCCAACAUUGGUUGGUUGUAUAUUAUACAGCUAUAAAAGAUUGGUUUCUGAUAUUGGAUAUCGCAAAGAUGUGACUCAAGUACCAUUAGAAAGAAUCUCUGAGAUGGCUGUAAGAGAAAACUAGUUUGGUUGAGUAAAAAUUAUAUUUGAAUGGUGUUUUAAGAAUGUCUUUGUUAAGUUUCAGUUAUGUUCUUAACAAAUCAUUUAGAUUGUUUGUUUUAGCCUUUAGAGAGGUUUCGUAAGCCAUUUUAGUAGAAGGAAGACAAGCUUGUUCCGGGGAGAGAAAAGAAUGAUGGACAUGGCAGCACAAUAGGAGUUAUUUAUCAACUAUUGCCAGAAUAUUGUUUCUUUAGUUUAUGCUUUUAAUGUUUCUUUGUUCAAUACUAUAAUUGUUGAGUUGCAUAAAAUAUGGACCUGAUUGUAUU